GGCCGUUACGACGGCCGUUCACCUAGGCUUUGUGGAGCCUAGAGUUUUUGUUAGAGCCCAGCAUCUGAACAGAAAGAUCGUGCCGAACAUAUCGUGGGACGACAAGCGGUGCGGUCCGAACAUAAUCAAAAUCCUAGACGUGAAGAUUCUGUAUUCGAUGCUGUACGACGCUCAACAGUCCUUUUGCAAUAUCUACAAUAAUCCUCUCUUGAUAUGGUUUGCGUCGCUCAUGAUACACGUUAUUGCUAACAUACGUAUUUUCCGGGAGGAGUCAUUGAUCGCAGGCUGCGCCUUCGUAUGUCCUCCAAUUUUGCAGGUGCUGACGCUAUGCAUGAUUUGCCAUUACACAGCCGAAGAGGCGAACAAAAUUGCUUGUAUCUUGAACGAAGUCAUGUGCACUCUCGUUAGCUCGGGCCAGACGAUGGUGAAAAUUGACACCUUCAUAUAUUUCUUACACAAUCGCGUGUCUUUUGAGGCGGCGGGGUUCUUUACAAUCGAUUUGCCACUGUUUCAAUCCUUCUCCGACAAACUCGAAACGUAUGACGACAAAGCGACACUACUGGGACAUCGGAGAGAGGACAAACACAUGUUCAUAUCGCUGUACUUCACGUAUACACUCACUAUACUAAUCAUAAAGACGUAUCUCAACUUCAGUCUGAGCAUAGAACAAGGAACAAUAGCAAUAUUAACGGUGGUAUUCGAAGACAUCAUCCCUGUUAUAAUUGGUACUUACUGCAUCUUCAUCACCGUCAUAUAUCUGGAUCUGAUACGUCAACGUUUUCGUCAUCUGAACAAGACUAUAGUGCCGAAAGUGUCGGAGUUACCGGUGACUGGAUCGCAGGGCGAGAUUACGGUUUACGAUGUGCGUUAUUUGCACGGCGUGCUCAUCGAUAGCGCGGAACUGAUAAACGAUUUGUAUGGCUUUGGCACCUUGACUACCUUUAUGUCUAUAUUAUUGGAAUUUGUCGCGGUUAUAUACCUACUCAUAGAGAAAAUGGAGAAGAACAAUAUAGCGAUACUAACGAUGUUGGAUUUAUCCUUUCAAACUAUUUACUUAUUCGCAAUGUAUCACUUCGUGGCUUUAGAGGCGAAUCGCAUCGAAGAGAGUGUAGAGAAAUAUGGGCUAUCAUUCCAAAAUACAAAAUGCCGUAUGGAUAAAAUUGAGAUGAUGCUGUAUUUUUAUCACGCGAGAUUUUAUUUCACAGCCGUCGAUUUUUUCAUUCUGGAUUUAACACUUUUCCUCUCGAUAUUUUCUACGGUCGCGACGUUUAUGACUAUAAUAAUAUAAGUUUUGCAAUAAGCUGAAAAAAUCUAUUGGAGAAAAUAAUAUUGUAAGAGAAAACUUUUAUGUAAAAAUGUAACAUAUCAUAACACACACACUUUGAUAAAAAUAACAC
This is a messenger RNA of Odontomachus brunneus, 1397 nucleotides long. RefSeq lists its product as uncharacterized. Gene Ontology annotation, cellular component: membrane; dendrite; neuronal cell body. Lineage: Eukaryota; Metazoa; Arthropoda; Insecta; Hymenoptera; Formicidae. The transcript is spliced from 8 exons. The record is from RefSeq and is a predicted model, not a curated record. Bases 158 to 1288 code for a protein of 376 amino acids. Gene Ontology annotation, biological process: sensory perception of taste.